AUGAGUGGAGAUACAACUUUUAUAAUAAACUAUGACGGAAAGUUUGAGAAUUUGGAAGAAGGUCCCACCUAUGUUGGGAGAAAUAUUCAUUAUCUUGAAACCGCAGCUCAGUUUCUAUUUGGUGGGAUAAUCUCGGCAGGCAUUGUUGAUAUGUAUGGGCAGCGAGUGUGGUACAAGCUUCCUAACGAAAGAUUAUCAGAGUUGAAGGUGUUGUGUGAUGGUGGUAUAAACUUUCAAAACAUGUGUACUGCUACACAAUGGGUAAGGAAAGUGGAAGUGUACCUUGAACACGAGGAGGUUAACAAGGAGGCUGAAGAGACUGAAUCUUUGGAUGAAAAUGUUGAUGAUUCUCGAAUAGGCAGGAAUGAGGCCCGAGAGAACCCGGAAUCAGAUCUGCAGGAAGAGGCUGUGGAAGAGAUAGUUCUCGGGUUUGUUGAUGAGGAAGAGGACAAUGAAGCUCUUAGAGAUACACCUCCUGCCUCAGAUGAUGAAGAUGACACCGAACCCGGAUAUGAAAGAUGGCGAAGAGGAAGUGGAGAGUUGAAGAUUAUGCAUGUUUUUGAAAGUAUAAAAGAGUUCAAGGAAGCUGUGUUAGAGUAUGCAUUAAUGGGAGGUUGGAAUGUCAAUUACACAAGAUGGGGAAAUGACAUUUCUGAGGCAAAGUGUGCUGUCGUCGGUGAGGUUCCUUGUACUUGGCGAAUCUAUUGUUCUUAUGAGAGAGUAGUGGAUGCAUACAUGGUGAAGUCGUUCCAAGAAGAGCAUUCUUGCACCAAAGACGGAUCGAACCCGGAGUCUACGGUUGAUCUUGUAACAACCAUUAGAGAUGAUGGGAUUACAAGAGGUUACAAUGCUUCUUGUGUGCUCAACAACAAUCAAAUAUACCCUGUUGCGUGGGGAAUUGUUCAAGUUGAGGACACUGACAAUUGGAAGUGGUUCAUUCAAAGAGUAAAGUCUGAUUUAGACCUCAAAAAUGGUGAAGGGUUCACACUUAUCUCCGACAAACAGAAGGGACUUAUAAAGGCUGUGGAAGAAGAACUUCCUCACAUAGAACACCGGACGUGCGCUAGACACAUAUACGGGAACAUCAAGAAGCUACACCCCAACAAGCCUAGGUUUAAAAAUUUGUUUUGGGCAGUGGCAAAUAGCUUCAACGAGGGUGAUUAUAAAGCGGCACUGAAGGAGCUUAAAGCCUUUGAUUCUCAGAUCUAUGAUGACUUGAUGGUGAGAGAUCCUACAACUUGUACUCGUGCAUUCUUCAGCACCACUCCUAGUUGCGAAGAUGGCCUCAACAAUUUCUCAGAGUCUUACAACAGCGGUUUGAAGAAAGCACGUUCUCUGCCUUUAGUGGGAAUGCUUGCAACCAUGAGAAGACAAGCUAUGGUUAGAAUCGAGGUGAGGAAGAAGAAAUUGGUGAAGUAUAAGGCUAAAUACAGUUUAAAGGUUGCUAAAACCAUCGCUGAAGAGACAAAAAAUCGCAAAUGGUGCAAGAAAAGGACCCCUGGUCCUAAUGGUGUUUCAGAAGUCGAAGAAAAUGGCAUUUCUCACACUGUCAAUAUGGACAGGAGAACAUGUACCUGCAGAAGAUGGGACCUCACCGGGAUUCCGUGUCGUCAUGCUUUGAAGGUGAUUCAAGACAAGAAACUUAAUGCUGAGAAUUUUGUGGCGGAUUGUUACUUAACGACUUUGUGGAAGCAGCAGUAUAGUGAUUCAAUCACUCCAGUCGAAGGAAUGAAGUUUUGGAAGGAAGCUCCUGGUUCUCAGAUUCAACCGCCAGCAAGACCUGCUGAGAAAGGUCGAAAGAAGAAUCCAGAGAAGAGGAAGAAGUCGAUUUAUGAGUCUCCUACCAAAGGGAAGAAAGUUUCUAAACAUUUGAAGACUAUUCAUUGUUAUCGAUGUGGUUUUCCUGGCCAUAACUCUUUAUACUGCAAGAAUGAUGGAGUUCCUAACAAGCCGAGGAAGAUUUAUCCAAGGAAGAAGACACAGCCAUCGCAAGGUGAAGGUCAGGGACCAAGUCAGCCAUCACAAAGCGAAGCUCCGGGACCAAGUCAGUCAUCACAAGCUCAGGGACCAAGUCAACCACCAGCCUAA
Molecule: messenger RNA, 2088 nt
Organism: Brassica oleracea var. oleracea
Lineage: Eukaryota; Viridiplantae; Streptophyta; Magnoliopsida; Brassicales; Brassicaceae
Exons: 5
Coding region: 1-2088 (695 amino acids)
Molecular function (GO): zinc ion binding; nucleic acid binding
Source: RefSeq, a predicted model, not a curated record